GCGCCGCAGAUGGCGGCACGGUGACGGUGCAGACGCGACGCACGUCGCUCGGUGUGUCCGGUCCGUUCGUGUUUCCCCAGCUUUCUCGUGUCACGGUGUCGCGAGCGCGUCUCUCCGUUGACGCUCGCGGUCCGCGGUUCGGUUUUUAUCUAAUCGGCCGUGGGUGAAUACGUUUCGGGCGAGCGUGUGUUCGAACAGCAGCGCACCGUUCUCGGUCACGAGCGUGCGUGGCCUGUGGCUGUGCGCGAGAAUCGGAACGGUCGGUCGGGUGUCCCGGGUCCGUCCGUCCGUCGAACGAGGAGCAAAGAAGAGACAGAGGCGAGCCGCGGGGUUCUUCGGGCUAGGUGUGCGAGGGACGACGAGCCGCGCGAACAGACUAGAGUGAGACGGAACGUCGAGUGCGCGACGACGACGACGACGACGACGACAAGCGGGGUGAGGUUAGAGGCGAGGGCGGAGAGCGUGUCGGACGAGGAUAGCGUGUCGGCGCGAUAGAGAGCGAGAGGGGGGACUAGAGGAACGGAACAGGAGCGAGAAGAGGCUAGAAGUGUGUCGGGGCAGUUCGUCGAGGAAGGAGCAGAAAUCUCUUCCUUUUCCUCGCCGUGUGGAUCGAACGGGGGUUGCUGUGGGUGGGUGGGGUGCCGAAAAAGGGAGGAACGUGCGGAGGAGAAGCAGCCUCGGUAAAGGGAACAGGCGAAUAAUAUCGGCGGACGGCGGAAAGGGUGCACGGGUGCCGCGGUGUCUCUCUAACCAAAGGAGACGGAGAGAGGGAGAGAGCAGCGCACCGUGUCGACGAACGCCAGUGCGAGACAGAGACAGUGCGGUGCCGUGUAAACAUACAUCCUCGUUGCCCGUGAGUGCGUGCGCGAGAGUGGCGAUCAUCAACGGCGGCCCGACGACGACGUUCGUCGGCCGUGCAGAUUUCGUUGGCCGCGUUCACGCGUCCCGUAUAUCGACGGACUCCCGGCUGACGUAUCGGUGCGUCGCGGGGACGGAGGAGGAAGUCGGACCCGACACGAACGAGAAAAAUCGGCCGAGCAACGGUCCCCCAGUCGCCGUGGCAUCAAUCGUCCCCGGCAUUCGGGCACGCGUACGAAACCUCUCGUCACAAAUGACAGUCGAUCGGACGGGAGGGAUAGUCAGCUGCUCGCUGGAUUCAACUGUCUAGCGGGUUAACCGGGACGCGAGAUGCAUCGGAGGGUGGGAUACAGCAACUACGAUGGCAAGAUCGCCGGCCUGUACGACCUGGAGGAGACACUCGGCCGCGGUCAUUUCGCCGUCGUGAAGCUGGCACGGCACGUUUUCACCGGCGAGAAGGUCGCAGUGAAGGUCAUCGACAAGAGCAAACUCGACGAGGUCUCGAGGGCGCACCUCUUUCAGGAGGUGAGAUGCAUGAAGCUGGUGCAACAUCCGAACGUGGUCAGGCUUUACGAGGUGAUAGACACCCAGACGAAGCUUUACUUGAUCCUGGAGCUAGGCGAUGGCGGUGAUCUAUACGAUUACAUCAUGCGGCACGACAGCGGCCUCAGCGAGGAGGUGGCCAGGACCUAUUUCCGGCAAAUAGUCAGAGCCAUAUCAUAUUGCCAUCGAUUACACGUGGUGCAUAGGGACCUGAAACCCGAGAACGUGGUGUUCUUCGAGAAACUCGGCACCGUGAAGCUCACCGACUUCGGAUUUAGCAAUAGGUUUUGCCCUGGCCAGAAGCUGGAAACUUCCUGCGGCUCGCUGGCGUAUUCCGCGCCGGAAAUUCUCCUCGGAGAUAGCUACGAUGCUCCCGCUGUCGAUGUUUGGUCCCUAGGUGUUAUUUUGUACAUGUUGGUGUGCGGCCAAGCUCCAUUCCAAGAGGCUAACGACAGCGAGACCCUCACGAUGAUCAUGGACUGCAAGUACUCUAUUCCGCCGCAUGUAUCGGAGGGUUGCAAGCGGCUGAUCGCUAAAAUGCUCGUCAGAGAGCCAGAGGGCCGAGCGACGCUCGAGGAAAUCGCUGCUGACCCUUGGUUGGCGAUCGGGAGCGACUCGGAUCCCGUGGAAGCGUUGCCACUUGUUUCUAGGCAACAAGUGUCUGACGAUCAUCAUAAUCAUAUAAUCACCAAAAUGGUUAAUGGUAACAUCGCCACCAAAGAAGAAAUAUUGGAUGCUCUAGACAAGAACGAGUACAACCACAUAACGGCGACGUAUUUCCUGCUAGCCGAAAGGAAACUGCGAGCCCACCGUCAGGAGCAGGUGCAGAAGACACGUCCAGAGAUUCUAGACGUUUCCGCAAAGCGGCAAGAUGACACACCAACCAACCUGCGUGUCGAGCAGAACUCUCUGAGCACGGUGAACCAAACGUUGCUCAGUCUUCCUCGGACCCCUGGCGAAGUGCCUCAGAGCGUGCGGACGCGGAAAUGCAGCAUCGUACAGGAGGAGGAGGACGAGGACGAGGACGACGUGUCUUCGUGUUCGGGUCGAGACGAUCGGGGCAGCAAUUCCGCUCUGAACUCGUUCAACCGGCGCGGCUCGCGUUCCGAGGGCAAACUCUCGCACAUCCUGCAGGACCGUCUGUCGCAGCUGCCGGAGAAGCCGACCGGCAAGCCACCUCCAUCGCGGACCGUAUCGAAGGACGGCAGCGUUGUUUCCAUCAUCGACGGGGAGGACAGGCUGAAGUCUAGUCCUAGCACCGGGAAUGACACCCUGUCGCCUGUCCUCCAGAACAUGGUGAGCAGGACUCAGCCAGGCAACUUGCUGGAUAAAGUACCCAGCUGCCAGGAGAACCUGAAGAACCGCCUCGGGGAUUCACCUGGUUGGACGAGGAAGCAAGUUACUAUGGAGAACAGACCGAAGUCUGUUACAGAGUGCUUGAAACCAAUGGGACCGGUACCGGCGAAUAAAUGGCGGAUGGGGUCGCAGCAUCGGCCAACAGGAUCAUCUUUGGACUCCGCUUUGUCGGCUAAUGUACCGAAACCAGCUGACCCCAAUUCAACUACCACUACUACAACAAUCUUGACGGAGUCCUCUACAGUCUCCAUUCCUCUUCAUCCCGUAGUCGUUGGCGACAAUCAGCUAUUGACCCCUAAGUACAAGACCAUGCCCUCACCGGGUAGCACUGGCACGCUGCCCCAGAUGACUCUGAAUGAGAUUCUGGAAGAUGGCGACCGGGUAGCAGUGCCGACGCCAGAGAGCGGUAGUUCAAAGUGCCGGGUGGUCCGGAGCACAGGGUACGAUCAGAAGCGUAGCAAGUUCCAUAAGACGCGCACCACGUCUUGCUCUAGUUCCGACGCUAGCGAUGACGAUAGUGAGAGCAGGAAGAAGAGAGCUCAUAAACUUGGUGCGUCUGCUAAGCCUCUACCUUCUAGGCGUGAUAGUCACGAUGAUUCUAGUGACUCCCAGGAUCCAGGUGGCAGUGGAGGAGGUGGCGGAGGUGGUGGCGGCGUCAGCAACGGGGAACACGCAGCAGAGGCUCCUAGCGAGACGACUCAAAACGACAGCAGCAGCGGUACCAAUACUACAACCACGACUACUACGACCACUGGCGGGAGGCAUCGGUCAGGAGAGAAUCCGGUGAUAUUCGGCAGGAGGCAUCGAGCUGGAAGGAGAAGAGCCGGUGAGACUAGGUUACGGGAGAGUCAAUCCUUGAACCGGAUCACAGAGGUGCAAGAGGCUGAGGGGCCUUCAGGGCACAACCAGUGCCACGUGUCGCGCAACUCAGCCGUGUUAGGCGUGCAGAGUAUAUCGUCUUCUUCAUCUUCGGUAUCCCAGAGCAGUACAGGGUCCCACAACAUCGUGCAGACCAUGUCGCACGCUGCUGCCACGAUGCAGAAAGCUAAGGGAUUCGGCGCGAGGUUGCUGCAAAGUUGGUCUCUUACUUCCGGCAAGUCAUCUUUGCCGCAGCCGUCGAACGGUCAGAACAGUUGCAGCCCAAAUGGCCGAUGCAACAAGCAGGAGCCACAGGGGAACAAUUGUUGCCAGCAAAUCGAGAUCUGCUGCGACGACAGGUGGGACUUGAACAACAGCUCGGUAAACCAGAUACCGUCCGACGACAAGGAGAAUAGGAACGGUUCCGUGAACAGGAACGACUGCAAGAACAGGAAGAUACGACUCUUGAGUCGCUAUUUCGCGCUGCACAAGAAGCUGUGUGUACCUCUGCCUGGUUUAUUCGGCAAGGGACGGUUGUACAAGGCUCGUUCCUGCGGCAGCAUCGCCCGGGACCGCGUCAGCCCACCAUCCCCCAAGUCCAUGCUGUUCUGCUCGACAGUGGAUGACAAAUGGCGGGACCGCAGGCAAUGGUGCGACGCGAAGCACCAGCACCGCGGCAGCGACAGCGACAUCAACCAGAAUCUCGGCCUGCCGCACCUGGUCCAGGAGAGCGUGCCUCUGUUGAUGAAGAACGUCGGAGAGCCGCGAGCAGACCGAUGCACGGAACGACGGAAGGAUUGGUCGGUGAGCCCGGCGCGCGCAGCCCCGACUCUCAGUGUUGCUCCUUCGAUGGAUAACGAUUACAAAGGGGGAGAUAGAGAGCAGAAGAAGAAGGGAGAGAGAGAUAGGCCACGUGGUUAUCACCAAGUGCAAUCUAUUUUCUAAUAAACGCGGAGAGACACGCGGCUUGCGGGAAAAAAUGGUCGUCGCUAGUUGCGACGCCAACGAGCGGCGGCGUGUGUGUGGGAACGCGCGCGCUCGUAGAGGAGCGCGUUGAUUCGUAAAGCUAGAGAACCGCGACGGAUCAUCCGAACGGCGAAGAUUGUGGUAAUCGUUAGCCACGACCCCGGUGAUUACGCGCGGCAUGCGUCAAUGGUCAAUGUAUUCAACCGAUUCAUGGCUCGUUCCUCUUGCUGAUCCCCCCUCCUCGCACAUCCCUCUCCAACAACCUUCUCCACCGUUCUGCUCCCCCUCCUCCGCACCCUCCUCCCGCUUCCCUCAACCCGUGCGCGCCUUGAACGAGAUGCGUGUCCGAUGAGCACAAGGGUCGAGUCAAGAGGGAAGAGCGUAUCGAUCGAUCGGUCGCUCGGCGGGAAGUGUAUCUAGUCCGUGUGAACAAACCUAUAUUGAAUAUUGCAGAGUUUAUUAAUAUUAUUAUAUAAUUAUUAUUAUUAAUUAUUAUUAAUUAUUAUUAUUAUUAUUAUUA
Nomia melanderi (Alkali bee) is the source of this 5101-nucleotide messenger RNA. It is a transcript of the gene Snrk, whose product is annotated as SNF related kinase. Gene Ontology annotation, cellular component: cytoplasm. Gene Ontology annotation, biological process: intracellular signal transduction; protein phosphorylation. NCBI's taxonomy places the organism in Eukaryota, Metazoa, Arthropoda, Insecta, Hymenoptera, Halictidae. Gene Ontology annotation, molecular function: protein serine/threonine kinase activity; ATP binding. The record is from RefSeq and is a predicted model, not a curated record.